AUGGUAUUGACGCGCUCACAGGCAGCCAAGCAGAAAGCCCACCAGUCGCCGGAGGCACACAGGCCCUCCAAGCACGCCGCGACCGCCGACGCUCAACCAGGCGGGGGCACGGCACAGCCCAGCCAGCCGCUGGCAGACAAGCUGCUCAACGUGCACAGCGGCAUGGGCUCCAAGGCGUCCAAGCUGUCCAGGCUGAGGACAGGGCCCUGCUCACACCCCAUUACCUCCCUGCCGGGCUCGCCCGCCGUCAGCCCGGGGCCCGGCACCCGCGAGUUCACCAUUGCCGCGGUGCAACAGCAGGCGCAGCAGGCUGAGCUUGGCCAAGCGCUCGCCGCAGUGGCAGCAGCGCAGGCGGGAGCAGGGGCUACCGAGGGAGAGCAGCAGCCAGCUGCCGAGGCGUCGUCAGUUGAGAAGCGGCAACCGGAGGGGGAGGAGGCAGCGGCAGGUGGCCUGCAGGCGGCGGCGAUUGGGGAGCAGGCAACCGCGUCCGACCCAGCAGCCCCCGUCGGCAUGCCGGCUGAGCACCCCGCAGCGCCGCAGCAGCAAGCGCAGCCCCCCGCGCCGCAGCCGCGGCCCGAGAAGCUGCUCAAGCGGCUGCCGGACAAGGCGGUGCCGUGCGACAAGCUGCCCGACGGCCCCGAGCCUGUGGUGGUGGAUGUCGAGUAUGUGGCCAGCCAGGACCUGCAGCCCGUGGCCGAUUCGGCAGCCGCGGUGGCGGCGGUGGUGCCGGCCCUGGAGGCCGCCGAAUGGGUGGAGGCGGUGAAGGCCAUCAACCUGCUGCGCCAGCUGGUGGUGCACCACCCAGAGGCCUGCGCCCCGCAGCUCAACACGCUCAUGCCGCUGCUGCUCAAGUCGGUGCGCAGCCUGCGCAGCUCGGUGUGCAAGACCGCCAUCAUGGCGGUGGCUGAUGUGUACACCACCUACGGCGACCUGCUGCUGCCCCACACCGACGUGGGCGGCCAGCUGAAGCCCACCACCAGCCUGCUGGCCCAGAUGCUGCUCAAGUGCAGCAGCAACGACAAGAAGUUUGUGAUUGAGGAGGCGCAGCGCGCGAUGCAGGUGAUGGUGGACAGCCUGAGCGCGGGCGAGGCGCUGCGCCUGCUGCUGCCCUAUGCCGACCUGCACAAGAACCCCAAGGUCCGCGGCAAGGCGGGCGGCGCAGUGGCGGCAGCGGUGGGCCGCAUGCAGCCGCGCGACGUGCUUGCCUUUGGCCACCCGCGCUUGCUCAAGGUGGCGGGCAAGCUGGUCACAGACAAUACGCCGGAUGCGCGGGACAGCGCCAAGAAGGUCAUUGGCCUGCUCAAGGCGGCGUUUGCCGACCCGGCGGUGGAGGCGCAGCUAGCGGUGGAGGUGCCGGCCCCGGCGGCGCCGGCAGAGGGCGAGGAGGCGCCCAAGCAGCCCACCAAGUGGGAGGCAUACUGCCAGGCCAGCCUGAGCGUGUCGGCGGCGCUGGCGGUGCUCAAGGCGUCCAGCGAGUGA
Chlorella variabilis is the source of this 1479-nucleotide messenger RNA. RefSeq lists its product as hypothetical. The record is from RefSeq and is a predicted model, not a curated record. Gene Ontology annotation, cellular component: cytoplasmic microtubule. Gene Ontology annotation, biological process: microtubule cytoskeleton organization. Lineage: Eukaryota; Viridiplantae; Chlorophyta; Trebouxiophyceae; Chlorellales; Chlorellaceae. Gene Ontology annotation, molecular function: microtubule binding. The transcript is spliced from 7 exons. Bases 1 to 1479 code for a protein of 492 amino acids.